AUGGGCGGCAUUACGGGUGAGAAUUCUGCGCAGUGGACGGAACUCCGGGAGGAGGGAAAUAAGGCGUUUAAGGCCGGCAGCUUCGACACUGCCAUUCUGCGUUACACUCAGGCAAUUGAGGUCAAUCCAAAAGAGCCGGCUCUAUUUUCGAAUCGUAGUGCGGCCCACUUUAAAAAGGGCGACUUUGAGGCUGCCGCCCAAGACGCUGAGGCAGCAAUCACGGUCGACAAAACGUUUUCCAAGGCCUACUCACGUCUUCACAAUGCUUACUGCAACUUAGGGCGUUUUCAGGAGGUUGCGCAGAGACUAAAUGAAGGCGUCGAGGCGCUAAAGAGUUCUGGCGCAUCCAAAGAAGAAAUAAGACACGUACACGAACUUUACCUGAAUGCAGAGGAGGGAAGUAAGGCGAUCGAAAAUGGACAACGGUUUUUGGAGGAGCGAGACUUUGCAGCGGCGGAACGGUGUCUGGCGUCGACAGCGCGAUCUUUUCCUGAUUGCGCCCCUGUUGCAUUCAUUUUUGGCGAGGCCCGAGCCCCGCAACAACCUGAGGAGGUCAACCGUGCCCUUGUGCGGUUUGCUCAGAAACACGAGGAAGAUCCUUCCUACUUAUAUGUGCGGGCCCUAUCCAACUAUUACCGCGGCCAAGAUGGCUUUAAAGUGGCCCAAGGCAUUUCUUCGUCAGGCAUGGA
Trypanosoma cruzi is the source of this 689-nucleotide messenger RNA. Its product is annotated as TPR-repeat-containing chaperone protein DnaJ, putative. The annotation marks the transcript as partial. NCBI's taxonomy places the organism in Eukaryota, Euglenozoa, Kinetoplastea, Trypanosomatida, Trypanosomatidae. The record is from RefSeq and is a predicted model, not a curated record. Gene Ontology annotation, molecular function: Hsp90 protein binding. The transcript has a single exon.